Messenger RNA from Malurus melanocephalus (red-backed fairy wren), 1053 nucleotides. RefSeq names its product proline-rich protein HaeIII subfamily 1-like. The transcript is spliced from 3 exons. NCBI's taxonomy places the organism in Eukaryota, Metazoa, Chordata, Aves, Passeriformes, Maluridae. The record is from RefSeq and is a predicted model, not a curated record. The coding region runs from base 1 to 1053 and encodes 350 amino acids.
AUGCACAUUUUCUUCGAAAGCCGCACACACACAUCACCUCCCUGUGUUCCUGCCGGGCCCUCACGCAGGGCUGUGGGCGGGGCUGUGGGCGGGGCUGUGGGCGGGGCUCGCGCGUGGGCCCCGCCCCCGGCGGUUGGGCGCGCGCCACCCUCACCUCAGCGCACCCCGCCGGCCGCCCCCACGCGCACCGCCCCCGCGCUCUCCUAUUGGUUCCCCCGGAGCCGCGCCGGGCGCCCAUUGGUCGGCGCCGAGCGGGUCGCGGCCCGGGCCGCCGAGCCCGGCGCCCACACUUGGGCGGGCACGCAGGCUCAGGGGCUGCACGGCGUCGGACCAGCGCUGCCAACAGGUUCUCGGCGGCUUCUCUCCCUCCUUGCCUCCCUCCGGCGGCUYUCCUCCCAAGGUUGCCCUGCGGGGSUCUCCCCACGCGGGCGGCUCUCCCGACUGCCCACCCCAGCAGUCCUAGUACCCCGCCACGACUCACCCCCUCCAGCCGCCGCCCCAGCCAGGUCUCCCGCCCGCGGUCCCUCCUAUGUGGGUCGUCCCCGCACGUGCCCGGGGAUCCCCCCGCCGUACCAUCCCCAGGGACACCCUCCGUCCCAGCCACCCGACCCCCCGGGAUGCCCGGGUAGCUCACCGGAGGAGCCGAGCCCGCCCCGAGGUGCCGCCGCCGCUCUCCCGGUUUUCCUCUUUUUGUUCGCCGCUCCCCGCUCGGGCGGCGGCGCCCCCGGGCCCGCGCGCGGGGGGGUGGGCGGGGCCCCCGGGCGCCCUCCGGCCAAUCGCCGGCAAAGGUGUGUGGGGCGGCGGCCAAUGGGCGCCGGGUGCCCGCGCGUGAUCGGCGGCCGCGCGGCGGCGUGGCCGGAGUGUCAGCGCGGCGUGUCCCCGCCGGCGGCUGAGUCAGAGCGGCAGCCCCCGCCCCGCCUKCCGUGCCCUUCCCUCCCCGGCAUCCGUGUGGGAGCGGCGGGGGCGGCCCGGCGCUUCCUCCCGCAUGAGGUCACACGGCGGCGGGGGAGGGAGCAGCCUCCCCGCGGCGGCCCCCGCUCCCCGUCGGGCUGA